Messenger RNA from Paramormyrops kingsleyae, 1161 nucleotides. Lineage: Eukaryota; Metazoa; Chordata; Actinopteri; Osteoglossiformes; Mormyridae. The record is from RefSeq and is a predicted model, not a curated record.
AUGAUCCCAGGGGGAUGUGUAUUGAGGUACGAGGUGGAGAGGGUGGUGGAUAAAAGAGCCCCUCUGGCUCUGCCCACCCCCAAUGUGGCACCAGCCUGUCAGAAGAUGGCUCUUCUGCUCAUGUGGUCCCUAUUUAACCACGUUUAUGUCUUCGGGUUCGCCAGCAUCACCCAAACUCCAGCCUACAGCUGCUCUCUGCAGGGCCCCUUUGAACCAAACUUCUUAGCUGAUGGAGAUUACAUCAUUGGGGGCAUUUUCCCUCUGCACUACGUCAUGGAUAUGCCAGACCUGAACUGUACUUACAAGCCGUCGCCCACACAGUGUCAUGGGUUUGACCCCAGGGCUUUCCGCUGGUCUCAAAGUUUGAGGUUCGCUGUGGAGGAGAUCAACCGGAGUCAGCACCUGCUACCCAACCACACCCUGGGCUACAAGAUCCUUGACUCCUGUGCAUAUCCAUUGACCGGACAGCGGGCAGCCCUGGCUAUGCUGAAUGGACCUAGUGAAACCCAGAGCGCCAUGUGUUCUGGUCCAUCUCCUCUUCUGGCUGUGGUUGGAGAAUCAGGCUCCGCACAGUCGAUCAUUGUCUCUAGGAUCCUGCAGCCUUUUCGCAUUCCAAUGAUAAGUUAUUUUUCCUCCUGUGCUUGCCUGAGCAAUAGGAGAGAGUUCCCCACAUUCUUCCGAGUGAUACCUAGCGAUGACUACCAAGUGAAGGCUAUUGCUCAGCUCCUGCAGCACUUUGGAUGGACGUGGGUGGGAGUGCUUAACGGGGACCAUGCAUAUGGCAGGUUCGCCUUGCAAGGGCUCAGGAGGGAGCUGGCAAACACAACCGUCUGCAUCGCCUAUCACGUCAUGAUUCCCUUGCUCUACACCAGGCAGAGAGCCCUGGAAAUUCUGGAUGUGAUGAGGCAUUCUACUGCAAAAGUGGUCGUGGCUUUCUCUGCUGAAGGAGAGCUCACACCAUUCCUGAAGGAGUACAUGGAACAGAACAUCACUGGCAUCCAGUGGAUCGCCAGUGAAGCCUGGGUAACAGCCUCCCUCUUUGCCGGCAGUGAGUUCUACCCAUACUUGGGUGGCACCAUUGGGUUUUCCAUCCGCCAAGGGAUGGUCCCUGGGCUCGGAGACUACCUGCUGACUGUGAACCCGCUGAGGUACCCCAAUAAC